Molecule: messenger RNA, 10719 nt
Organism: Vespa crabro (European hornet)
Lineage: Eukaryota; Metazoa; Arthropoda; Insecta; Hymenoptera; Vespidae
Product: protein Wnt-6-like
Exons: 5
Coding region: 8637-9704 (355 amino acids)
Biological process (GO): canonical Wnt signaling pathway; multicellular organism development; cell fate commitment
Cellular component (GO): extracellular region
Molecular function (GO): cytokine activity; frizzled binding
Source: RefSeq, a predicted model, not a curated record
AAGAGGAGUAUAGAUUCGAAAGAGGAUGGAUGACAGUAGUGGUGAGCGGCAUGGCGAGGUGCGUGGCGAACGCCGAGCGGCUUCGUAAUUAACAAUCCAUUUUGUAUUCGGCUCACCUGAUCGCGACGUGUGCGGUCCGUGACGUCAUAAUUCGGGGCCCCUUCGAGGCGUACCGCCCCCUUAAUGCGGGCUCCGACACCUCGACUACGCGAUGCAGCACGCACUUUUCUCUCUCUCUCUCUCUCUCUCUUUCUCUUUCUCUUUCUCUUUCUCUUCCUUCGUUUCUUUCUCUUCUCGCGUAUUCCAGCGAGUCCUCGAGGGGCAAAAGAAGAGGAAGAAAAAGAAGAAGAAGAAGAAGAAGAAGAAGAGGAAGAAGAAGGAGAAGAAGAGGAGGAGGAGGAGAGACGAGGCAGAGGGAUAGGAGCUUCCUCUAACCUCUUCUCGGUGCCUGAAGAUGCCUGUGGAUGCGGUAUAUACACCUCGAAGGCGGCCAAGGGGGAUAUAAUGGCUUAGCCGGACUUCACACGAUGCCGACCGGUACACCGGCCCGGAGGAUGAUACAGACCUCAGACGGCGAGAGAAAGAGAAAGAGAGAGAGAGAGAGACAGAGAGAGAGAGAGAGAGAGAGAGAGAGAGAGAGAAAGAGUGAGAGGUAAGACGAGGAACGUCGAUAUACACGUAGAGAGAAGAGAAAGAAGGAAAAGAGAAAGACGGAAUAGGAACGGACCUCCGAGCAAGGUUCUCGAAUCGCGGAAAGAAUUGUAGCCAUCCUUCGAAAACCUCUCUCUCUCUCUCUCUCUCGAUCGAUCGAUCGAUCGAUCGAUCGAUUUAAUCUUAAAUCCUCUUAGAUUUUCUCUCAUGUAUCCAAGUAUCUACCAACUGAAAGUUUCUUGAAAUUUCUAUCGAGUCUCGCGGAGAAAACGAGUUUUCGCAUUAUUAUUUACGCUAGAUUACCGAUAUGUUUUUGAGAAGAGAGGAGAAAGAAUGAGCAAUAAGAAAGGAGAGGGCAUGAGAGGCGAUGCCGAGGCUGCUCUCGCGUGGAAGAGUCGGAGGGUGGAUCCUGUUACUCGGCUUUGUACGAGGCGGCCCCGUCUGACGGUGCCAGGCCGCGGGGGCCUUAUUUCAAGACCGUAUCGAAUCAGGCACGACAAUCGCCCUAAUAUCCACACGAAUGCCGUGCCAUGCUGCACAGCACCGCACCGCACCACACCGCAGUGCACCGCACCAUCGUACCGGGAGAACCUUCGAGGCGAGACGGAAAGAGCAAACCUCGUCUUUCUUCUCCUCUCUUCUCCUUCGAGUAAGAGAUCCCUCUUCCUCCUAUCGACGACUUCUUUACACCGUAAAAUAAGGUUAUUAGUCCCCAUAAUAUACGAUACCUUCGAAAUACGCUAUCCUUUUUUCUCUUCCCUUUGGCUUUGUACUUUUUUAGACAGAGUAUCAAAAAUAUCGUAGAACGAACGAAGCCAAUUUAGAUUCUCUCAAAUUUUUCUACCGGGGAUGUUUGAAAAGGAAAAGAAAGAAUCGUUUAGGAGAGUAAUGGGGGCCACUCCGGUGGGCCCUCUCGCGACCCUUCUCGCGGUCCACGCGGCUCGUUUUACCUAACGCGAAUAAGCGCGGUCGUUACGACGUUUGCGUUGGCAUUUAAUUGUUUGCCCUUUUCCUUUCGAAACCCGAACGUAGUUCCCUCUCUCUCUCGCUCUCUCUUCGUCUUUUCGAAGACCCUUUUUUUCUGUCCUCUUUUUCGUCAUUCUUUCGUCGCCACCGAGAUUACGGAUGGAUUAUGUCGAGUAAUAAAAUAAUUUUAUUUUUGUUUGCGAAAGGUAUUACGUGAGAUUACAAAUGUUUAGAGCUCUCACGGAUCGAAAAGAUCUAGUCCCUUUUAGUCGGCGCAAGGUACUUUUUUUUUUUUCUUUCUUUCCUUCUUUUCUCUUCUUUUUCUUGCGAAUAUUUUCCUUCUAAACGAGAACGGCCCCUCGAAAUAAGUCUGUUCGUAUUCUCGAAUAAAUACUUAUCGCUUAAAGUUUUGCGUAGAUAUAUUAAACUCUUUUAUUAACGUUUCUUAAUUUGACGUAUCAACGCAAAGAGGGAGUCGAACGUAAGUUCUUUUAAAAGUUAGUAUAAAACUGGUUUAAAACGUUAUUUUAUCUUAAUUAGCGCGGUCUACGCUUUCUCUUUGAUCGCGUUCGGCCCUCGCAAGACGGCCUCGACAGACUUUAUAGGUUCCGGAAGAAAAGGUCGAUGCGCAUCGCGUUACGCCGAGACACGGCCGAUAAACGGAUUAACAACUUUGGAUCUAAUUGCUUGCUGGGAACCGAUUGUAAAAGAUAUUUGGUCGGUCGGUUGGUUGGUCGGUUGGUCGGUUGGUUGGUCGGUUGGUCGGUUGGUCGAUCGGUCGGUCGGUCGGUCGGUCGGUCGGUCGGCCAGUAUUGCUGCCAUCAUCGCCGAGAUUGGGAUAGUACACGCCCAUACGCAUAUAUCCUAUGUAUAUAGGCAUUUUAAUAAUAUAGAAAUUAGAGGCGCACAUAAGGUAUCUUGGCAAGCUUAUCUUUCCGUUCGUCGAGAAACCAUCGGCUUUCAACCUGUCGCGAAGAAAGAACCUGCCUGUGUUUACUCACCUUUUCUUCGGAGUUCCAAUCGCUUUACGGUCCUAAUCGUUACUUCCGCAUAGUACACCGCGAUCGGCCCGCCCUUUCCUUCUCCUCGUCCCCAAACGCGUAUCCUUAUCGGUUUUGUUAUCGCCACUAAUGCCAUACCGGCAAUAGCUUUAGGAAUUUUCAACGAUAUGACCGACUACCUUAGCUCGUUUUCUACGUUACGUAGACUCUUGGCUUCGACCGAGAUACCUUUCUCAGGACCUUUUUUUUUUUUUUUUUUUUAUUAUUAUUAUUUUUAUCGUAAAUCCCGGCCGUUGGUUGUGACAUUUUUUCGAUUCCAAUCGUUCUAGUCGUUAUACGAUCUUGUCUACGCACUUAGUCUUAUCGUCGAUCUAUAAGUUCCGAAUUACCAAACGUGAAAAGACGAAGUAGACAAAGAAGAAGUAGAAGAAGAGGAAGAGCAAGAGAGAGAGAGAGAGAGGGAGAGAGAGAGAGAGAGAGAGAGAGAGAGAGAGAAGAAAGGCGUUUGCUAAAAUCGCUAAAAUCGUUAAAAAUGAAAAGGCAGAGAUUUCGUCUUCUUUUCUCGAGCCCAUCAGAAGCGGGUCUGAGUCCAGGGCGGCGUUAUAAUUUGAGGCGGUUUCAGGGAGGUCCCGGGCUUCGGUACCCGGGCUCACGAAGCCUGGGGCAGCAGCCGAGUUCAAUGAAGUCAUCAGCUAGCCCGGCCCGUGGCGGUCUGUUAUUAUACCGUGGUACCGCGCCACCGUACUCCUUUCGAAUCUACCUCUCUGCCUCGACUUGGUGCUACCUCUGCCUCCACCUCCGUUCCUCUCGAGCACGCUUCUCUACGUAACUUUGACCGAAUCAAUUGAUCGAUUUAAAAGAAAGAAAAAAAAAGAAAAAAAAAACAAAAAAAACAAAAAAGAAAAAGAACGAGCGAUAAUCGAACUACUCGAAUAGAGCUACUUGACUUUACUAUCGCGACUAUAUCUUUAUUGUGCUUUCUCUCGCACAAUAUUACGAGAGGUUAGCGAAGAGAGGAAAAAAGAAAAAAAGGAGAAAUUAAUAGCUUCGCUCUCGACAGUUGUUAACGUUUCGAAUUAUUCGAUACAUUUCUAGAGGAUAUCGAGUACUCGUAUUUUCUCCAUUUUUCUCGCUCACGAACCGUGCCGUAGGAUAAUAGCGCUAUUUACAAGCACGACCCUCUCGUUUCGUUUUCUCCAUUCCCAUUGUAAUAUCACGCGUGUACGUUCUCCAUAUCGGCGGAGUCGCCGGAGAACGUGGAAGUCGUCGUAAAGUCGGCACGGUGCAAUGCUAACUCGCAUAAUGCACCAUACUCGGCUUGUCCUUUCGUCCUUUUCACGACGUAUUCCGAGCGCACGGUCACCUUUCCCCUUUCGUUAACAUCGUUCGCCGCUCCUAAGACGAUCCAUCUCGCUAAAAGCUGUGUGAACUUUAUGAACCACGACGGAAUCCGGCCGUUUCUCGACAACAACGACAACAACGACGCAGUCCGGUCGUAGCGUCGACGUAAAGUCGCGAUCGUGUACCGUUCCUUCUUCUGUCUCGAAAAAAAGGACGAAGGGGCGACGGGACGACAGAGAGACGCAAUAAUACGUAGAGGAGAAACUUAAAGCGUACUUGGUACAGGUCGAUGCAAAAAGGAACGUAUCUUGAUCGAUGGAAAAAGUUGAUAGAGACGACGUAACGCGAAAGGCCGUUAUUUAUCCACGGGAAACAUUCUUCUCGUUCGGGAUCUCCCUGUCGUAAUCUGCUGCACCGUUUCAUUUCACGAAGGCGAGUCCAAACGCUGCUGCUCGAGAGACACGCAUGGGCUCGCACUUAUGCAAGAUCCUGUAAGAUCGGGAAUCGUGGCAGUAAUAAUCGAGAAAGAGAGGAGAAACGGCGACGACGCGCCGAGGACGACAAGUGGAGAACGCGAGGGGUCUAACUCGAUCGGCUCGGCCGGUUAGCCUCCUUACCCUUUUCUUCGAUUCUCGAUCCGUUGGUAUGGCGAAACAUAUCGACGUCUCCUAUAUGGUUGGAUCUUAUGGGAAAUAGAAAGUAGCCACGCAGCGCGCGCGCGCGCGCGGUGUACCUACGUUUAGCCUACGUGAAAUUUACGAGCGUACUGUCUCGUAAUUACCAUUGUGGAAACUCGCUAGAGAAAGACGAGUGCAUCAGACGCGUAGCGAGCGAGCGAGCGAGCGAGCGAACGAACGAACGAACGAACGAACGAACGAACGAACGAACGAACGAACGAACGAACGGAGGAAGAAAGAAAGAGAAUGCGCCGCCGUGUGAAUCGUCUUAAGGCCAGCUCGUAACUGGCGUGUAAUUGCAACGGCGCGUUUACUCGGGCAUCCGUUUACUCACUUUGAUCGCAAAAGCAAAAUUGCGAAUGUUCGAGAGAGAGAGAGAGAGAGAGAGGUUCGGGAUCGGUUCGGAUUUGCCGCGCUUAUUAACCGUAGAAACGGCAGGCAAGCUUCUGCCCGUAUUGCCGUAGAGCGUCGUCGCUUAGACCGAUCGGUAUCUCCCGUCGAAUUAACGACGUUGCCUCCGUAAUUUCGAAACCUCCGGAGAGGAGCAUCGCCUUCGGAUAAUUGGGGAGAAAUAGACGAUAGUCCUCGCUGUUUUCUCGACCAUCCGUGAAAAUUGCACCACCGUAUUUCGAUAUUCGCUACGGUUAAGAGCACCGUUACCUAUGCCCAUCCUUCUUCUUUCGCUUAUUCCCCGAACAAAGUUCGAAACCUCCGAGAGAGACUCUCAAUUUAGGUAUUUUCGAGACGAUCGGACGAGAUCUUUUUCGGCGGGACAAAAAGUUUGACGUCUCGAACGAGUUUCUGUCUCCGAUGUCUCUGGCCGGUUGGCUCCUCCGAGAUAGCCUCUUUCGAUGGAAUGCAUCGUCCGUUUACAACAUCGACGAUAGACGAAUGCAAAAUUCCUCGAGUAUAUCGUAAGGUGGAUGACGAGAGGAGGCGUAAUAAAUCGAGGAAACGUCAAGACGAAAGGCCCGGUAGAAAAAGGGCUCCAUCUUGGAGGAGCGUCGUUCUUUCUUCGUCGUGGGACCGAUGACACGGCCUCGGUCCCAACCGGCAGGAUUUUCGGCUACUCGGUCACGAGUUGCAGGCCGCGCUUCGCUUCGCGAGACGACGGCCUUGCCUCGCGAGAUCCCUCGCAAAAAGCGCCGUCCCCCCUUCUUUCUGUUCGACCGUUCGUCCGCACGGACCCCUCCCCCAACCUCACCGUUCCUCUACGGCGUUCCUCCGUGGAUUCGUAGCGGCGCAGGGUCAAGGAGAUUCGAGAGGGAGGGAGGGAGCGAGCGAGCGAGCGAGAAAGACCCAAGGCGCGGCAUAUCAUCGCGCUAUUUCGCGGAGACGAGCAAAGUCGAUAGCACACCGCGCGUUGUUGCGUCGUCGAGUCUGUCCGAAGCGCGUAGGUUCGGAUAGUAGGAGGAGCGAAGAAGGCCGCGGCGGCGGUGGCUGCUGCAGGUUCGAGCAGGUUCUCAGGAAUUCACGACUCAUGCGGCGACCGGGUGUUCGAGUGAAACGUAUAAUGGCAUUUAACGAAGAAGAAUCGAGGUAGCAGAUCCAUCGAGCUCGCUCGAAAUUGCUUGCUCAGGCUAAUGUCGAAAUGAGGGACGUCGAUGUCGGGUAUUGUUCCAACACCCUUCCCAUUCCGUCUGUGGGACGCCGCGUGGGAACACGCCCGCUUUCUUCCUCCUUCCAUUAUCUCUCUUCCUUCUCGCGAUGACCGAUUCUCGUUGGAUAGGUCGCAAUUCGAAAUUCCUAGCACGAACUAGACGAGAGUAACGGAUGAGAGUAAACGCGCGUUAAGGAAAAAGUCACGGAGAGAAACUUUAAAAAGUAUGUGGGAGAGGAGAGGAGAGGAGAGAAAAAGAGGGCUUAGGGAUCUCGGAAAGAAUGGUGUAGUGGGCUUGGAAUAGUUCCAUCUCCUCGUCUCUGAAAACUGGUCUGGCAAACUCUCUCGGACCAGGGAACGGAGAAGAGUCGGAGGAGCUGCAUUCCCCGGUAAUUAGUCUCACCCAUAAAUUACUGGCUAUUCCGUGUUUCUGUCGGUCGCGAGUCGGCAAUACGAUUCGUCCAUGGUAUCCCUGUCGUAUACCUCGUCAUCCCUCUUACCGCUAAAUUUCUCCUACGUCUCGCGGAAUCGAGAAAGAGAUCGAGAGCUUCGCCGCGAUCCCGCGGUACGGUCGGUCGAGGUUUCCUCUCUCUCUCUCUCUCUCUCUCUCUCUCUCUCUCUCUCUCUCUCUCUCGGGGGGCGCCCGAAGAAAGGAACCCGCUGCUAAAUGAGCUUUAAUGCGGCCCCCCCGCUGGAACCUCCCUAGCCAGGACGACUCUCGACGAAACAUAUCUCUUAUUCCUUAUUCUCUUUCAUCGUCGCUAUUAUCGCUUCUUUUUCUUUAUGUACGCUUAUAAUCAUAUAUACCACCACUUUUACCACGACCGCUUAUUACCGUUGUCAUUUUCUAUUUUCUUCGUAGCCGCCCGAUGAUGAAUUUAAAAAAGAUAGAUGGAUUUUCUUCGAUUGAAAGGGGAAAUGAGUCUGACGAGUAAUCGGCCUACUUUUUCCGUCAGUUAGAUUUUGGCUAUCGCAGAAUCUUUUCUAUUUUCGAAAAAAGGACAUUGGGCUGAUGUCGUCGAGAGGGGAAGAGAUCGUGUGCGGUGCGCCGUGGUACGGUACGUGAUUCGGUUGCGGCUCGACGCCGCCGCGCGGCGCUCACCUGCCUCUCUCUUCUUCGUAGCUCGGAACAGUCUCGCACCGAGAGCGAUCGCGCGCUCCUCUCUCUCUCUCUCUCUCUCUCCCCCUCCCUCUCCCUCUCCCUCCCCCUCUCCCUCUCGCUCGUUCUUUUUUCCCUCUCUCCUUCCAGCGGUAAAUGCGUCUUUCCAUCUCCGUAAGAACACGUACGAUGCACGUGCCGUCGUAUCUGACCCGUUCCAUCCUUUUGCCCGAUUUUUCUUUCGAUUCUUUAUAAAUUUUAUUUCGAAAAGUGGCGGAUUCUCUCUUACUCUCGAUCGCGUUUUCGAAAAAAAUCCAAACGUACGAUCGGUUUCGUUGCCUCUCUUCUUCCGCACUGUUCUUCUUCUUCUGCGUCGUCGUGACGAUGGUGGCCGUGGCGAGAUGGUGGCGGCGUGUCUUCUGGGGAAGAAGGCUAGGAAGAAGAAGCGGAGGAGAAAGAAGAAGGAAGAGGAGGAGGAGGAGGAAGAAGUUGGACGAAUGGUGGGGGCAACUCUUCUCUACUCCCCAGAACUCGGUUGGUGGGGGUAAGGCAACACUCAAAGAUCGUGGUGACGUAGUUCUGGCAGGAACGCGACGCGUUUUUGUCCCCGCCGGAAGAAAAGACCGUUUUAUUACGAUCCGUUUUACUACGACUGCCUGCCUCUUCUCGCGCUCUUCGCGGUGGUGGCCGGUGUCUUUGGGAGAGCCAGAAACAGAGAGAGAGAAACAGAGCGAGAGAGAGAGAGAGAGAGAGAGAGAGAGAGAGAGAGCACGACGCAGAGGGAGGGUGCGAAGGAAGAGAAACGAGUCCUUCCUCGAGUAGGGUGGGGAUACGGGAGGAGAGAGGGCAAGUGACUUCCACGAGACCGGAAGUCCAACUUCUUCCGGAUCGUUCUCCGAAUCGCGCGAAUCGAUCCUUCUCGCGAUCCGGAAGAUCCGCGUCUUCCGAACGGAGACGGAUCGUUUCGUUCGCGGGGAUAAACGAAAAGAGAGGGGGAUCCCGUCAUGAAGCUUUCGUCCUUUUCCGUCUCUCUCGACUUAGUAGUCUUUCCGUCCUUUCUAUACUUCUUUUCGCCCGCGAAGUCAGAGAAAAGAGCAUCGAAGCGACUUGCUGAUUUCAACUCGAGAGCUUUCGUCGUCGUAUGAAGAAAAAAAGAAAAAGUCACAAAUAGAAUUGGAAAGUUCGCCGAGGAGUGUUCGAGAUCGCGUUCGACGGUGAAAGGUGCUCGCUAUUCCUUCGAAGGGAAUUGGUGCCCGCCAAAGAACCCAAGGAGUUUGAAAAGAGGGCCAGAGGGGACGGAGAUGCGCCCCGUUCUCCUGGUGAUCUGCCUCCUCCUCGUCACCCCGAUUACCACCGGAUCGUUUUGGACGGUAGGAAGUCAGAUGGUGAUGGAUCCGAUGUUAGUUUGCAAGAAAACGAGAAGAUUGAAAGGAAAGCUCGCCGACAUUUGCCGAAAGGAGCCGUCCUUAUUGAAGGAGAUCGCAAAAGGCGUUCAAGUCGGUACGAGAGAAUGUCAACACCAGUUUAGAAAUCGCAGAUGGAAUUGUACGACGAUACGGCGAUCUCUGAGAAAAAUUCUUUUACGCGAUACCAGGGAGACUGGCUUCGUGAACGCCAUCACCGCCGCUGGAGUUACUUAUGCGGUUACCAGGGCCUGUACCAUGGGUGACCUUGUGGAAUGUUCAUGCGAUAAGAUGACGACGAAGGGCAAUCGACUGGGCAAACUCGCGCUGACGGCGGACGUAAAGAAGAACCUUCUUACCGAGGGCGAAUGGGAAUGGGGCGGAUGCGGGGACAACGUUAAUUUUGGCUUUCGAAAGUCGAAGGAUUUCAUGGACGCGCCGUAUAGAAAACGUAGCGACAUCAAGACUCUGGUGAAGCUUCACAACAAUGCCGCGGGACGUUUGGCGGUGAGGAAUUUCAUGACGAUCGAGUGCAAGUGCCACGGGCUGUCGGGCUCGUGCAGCGUGCGCACCUGCUGGCGAAAGAUGCCGUCCUUUCGCGAGGUCGGCGAUCGUCUGAAGGAGUCGUUCGACGGGGCGGCGAAGGUGAUACCGAGCAACGACGGGCACAGCUUCAUCACCGAGGGUCCGACCAUCAAGCCACCCGGUAGAUUCGAUCUGAUUUAUAGCGAGGACUCGCCGGAUUUCUGCAAGCCGAAUCGGAAGACCGGAUCUCUCGGUACUGUCGGCCGGCGAUGCAAUUCCUCCAGUCCUGGCGUCGAAGGUUGCGAGCUACUCUGUUGCGGCAGGGGCUACGACACGAGGAUAGUCAAGGAGAAGGUCAAUUGUCAGUGCAGGUUCAGAUAUUGUUGCGAGGUCACUUGCGAGACCUGUCUCGUAAAGACCACCGUCAACACUUGUCGUUGACCCUUUAUACUCUUAUAACGUUUUUACUCUUUUAUUUUGCAAAAGUUUCGAGAACGUGCGCACCCCCUAUAUUUAUACGCUCGAUAUUAAUGUAAAUGAUAUUAAAAAAAGAGGCGCGUUGCGAGCGACGCGUUGACUCGCGCUUCGUCUCAUGUACCGAUCGAUUAACGUCCCCGUUUAUAUCCAAGCGUCUUGUGAUUUAUAUUUUAUCUUAGUACAUACCAUUUAAGUAUAGAAAAGUAUUCAUGUACCGAUGCCUAUUCGAUAAAACGUUAACGAGAUGUAAAUAGUAGCAAGGUUCUCACGGUCUCCUUAAGGAUUAAUUCUUAAGUAUAAUCGACGUUUCUCCUUGGUACCGUUGCAAUUAUUUUUAACAACAUCGCCUUGCGAUUAGUUUUAUUAUCGACGUAGACGGGAAGGUAACGUUCAUUCUUUUUAGCUUACCAUUAGCGUUAAUGAAAGAGGUCGUUAAUUUUUUCACUUAAAGCUUUCCGCGUAUCUCCAGCGUUUCUUUUCCAUAGGUAUAUGCUCACACUUACUCGACUCACUCGAGUUGUAUAUACCUACGCGCACACGCACACGCACACGCACACGCACACGCACACACACACAUAUGUAUGUAUGAAUGCACACUUUUUCUCCUCUAAGUAUAUUAUCACCUUGAGUUUAAUAUUUUGCUGAAAUAAUAUAAGGACACUUAUCCGUUUCAACCUUUAUCAGUCGAUUUACCUUUCUCCUUCUCAAUCGGCGAGCGAAAUAGAUGGAGUCAAUUUCUUUAUCGCUCUUAUCUCUUUUACUCUUGUACAUAAGACUGAUACAGUUCAUGCAUAACAGAUUACGUUCACGCGCUUACGUAGUCGCUAAUGUGACUCGUCGGCUAUCAGCUAUUACAUGCGAUACAAGCGAUAGGUAAACUUUUUUUUUCUUUUUUCUUCCUCUUUAACUGGUGUACCGCGCAUUUCAACACGAUUGGACGAAGCGUAGAUUAAAAUACAGACGCAUAGUUAAACUUUGA